Messenger RNA from Mesocricetus auratus (golden hamster), 1641 nucleotides. RefSeq names its product serine/arginine repetitive matrix protein 1-like. The transcript has 3 exons. The coding region runs from base 1 to 1107 and encodes 368 amino acids. The record is from RefSeq and is a predicted model, not a curated record. NCBI's taxonomy places the organism in Eukaryota, Metazoa, Chordata, Mammalia, Rodentia, Cricetidae.
AUGCCUCCCACCUCCGGGUCUCGGAAACGCCAGAAGCCCCCACCUCCCACAGCGGAGGUCCCCUCCGCCGGCGCCUUCGCUCCCGCCCAAUCCCGGAGCUCCGCAGGGCGCGGUCGCCGGUGGGCUCCGCCAGGGCCGGGAGCGCCGAGCCGGGUAGGAAACGGCAAAUGCCUCAGCGCCUGCGACCGCCGGACAGCUCGAGGUUCCGCCAGACGCGCGGGCGGCUCCCGACGCGGCCGCCUCAGUCUCCUCAGGGCCGCCGCUGCCGCUGCCGCUACCGCUGCUACCUCCCGGACACCCUGCCGCCGCCACUAUCACAGCCGCCGCCGCCGCCGCCGCCACAGCUACAGCACGACCGGCGCCCGCGACGUCACCACGCCCCGCCCUCCGCGCACACCUAGCCCCGCCCCCGGGGGCCCGCGCGGCGCCCGCGCCCCGCCUCCCCCUCUCGCGGGCCGCCAGGCUUUCCCUCGUCCCUCUGGGAAGCGCCCCGCGACGCGGCCCGGGAGGACGGAUCGCGUAGCGCGGCGCUUCGAGGCCACGAAGGUAACUGGGCGCCGAGGCAGAGUUGUGGCACACGUAGAGCCGCCCCUCACAUUCACACACCCACGGCCGAGCGUCCACUGGAGAGCCAGGGCCGCGAUUGCGAGCGGGGAAGGUGCGGGCGAAGAGGGGCGGCGUUUGUCUCCUCCUGCUUGCCGUAGGACGUGGACUGCAGGAAGCCCCAGGAGUGGAGUGGCCUUUCCCAAACCUGGAGUCGCCCCGCCCCCUCCUUGGCAGGCCCGUUACCCGAACCCUGGGAUCGCCGCCACCUUAGGAAAUAACUGUGGGCUUGUCACUCUGAGCUGCCUCGGCACCCUUUGUCCAAGAGAAGUUAGCUUGCCCCUCACACUUGGCUUUUGCGAAAUGUGGCUGUGGAAGAAGAUACUCUUGAGUCAUCUGGGCUGUCCAAGCGGUCAUCCUAAAGGACCCUCUCAGGAGGUGGCUUUUCUGCAGCUUUCAUGCCAGGGAGGAAGAGCGUGGGCGGAACCUGGUGUCCACAUGCGAUUCUUUCAUCGUUCCCUCCCAAAAUUCACUUGGAUCAUCACAGUUCCUCGGGCACUCUGAAUUGACUCACCAUCCUUACAGCUCACGUAGGACACAACCCAUUGUUAGAGUGUGCAGCCAAACAAGGCGACUGUAGGCAGCCAGAGAAGAGUCUCCAAAGAUUUCAUCUCUGGGACUGGGAAGAUAGGGCUUAGUGGGUAAGAGCACUCACUCUGCAGGCUUGAGGACCUGAGUUUGAAUCCCACAUAUAAUCCAGACAUGGUGCCAGGUGUUUGUAACACCAGCACUGGCGAAGGAAGACAGGUUCAUCCCAAAAGCUGAGCAAAAAGAUGAACCUCUGAUUCCGUGAGAGACCCUGACUCAAGGCAGAAGGCAGAGGGCAACAGAGGAAGACACCUGCUGUCCUGUGGCCUCUGCAUGUGCUCAUGUCCACCCACACUCAGACAUUGAGAGCGUCUCUGCAUAGUAAUAUAGAGAAGUCUGCCCUGCUAAAGGUGUGCAUGUCUCUGUGUGUUCAGGCUGCCCAGGGUGUCCUGGGACUCACAACAGUAGCUGGUUCAGGCUCCGAAAUACAAGCAUGUGACACGACACCUA